AUGGCUGCGCCAGCUUCCCGGCAGGUGAUCUUGGUGGUGGCGCUCUUCCUCGUAUGCUGCAUGAGUGAGGUGGUUUGCGCUCAGCCCAGCCUGCAGAGGAUGACCUUUUGGACCAAGGGCAAUGCAAGCUACGGCCUCUCGCGCCACGUCCCCGUCUGGUUUGCCGACAAGCUCCGUAAUGGUGACACCGACACUUUUAACGACGACCUAUUCGAUGCUGACCAGAGCGACUUGACCAGGGGCAGCAAGAUUGGCUACCAGGCGGGCACCUGUGUUCUCACGUCUACCCCCGGGGAUGGGUCGGACCGG
Messenger RNA from Klebsormidium nitens, 309 nucleotides. The record is from the annotation of a GenBank genome assembly. NCBI's taxonomy places the organism in Eukaryota, Viridiplantae, Streptophyta, Klebsormidiophyceae, Klebsormidiales, Klebsormidiaceae.